This is a messenger RNA of Uranotaenia lowii, 911 nucleotides long. RefSeq names its product mitochondrial coenzyme A diphosphatase NUDT8. The coding region runs from base 75 to 782 and encodes 235 amino acids. The transcript has 2 exons. The record is from RefSeq and is a predicted model, not a curated record. NCBI's taxonomy places the organism in Eukaryota, Metazoa, Arthropoda, Insecta, Diptera, Culicidae. Gene Ontology annotation, molecular function: coenzyme A diphosphatase activity.
CUGAAAAAAGCUGAACAAAAUCGCAAACCUACGCACGCACGGAACCACUGUUAUUCAACAUAACUCAUGCAAAAAUGAUUACAAAAUGUGCCAGAAAUCUACUCCUAUCACAAAAAUACUCUUCCAAAACAGCCUCUUCACCGCACCUCAGCCCAUCUAUUCUUACCGAUGCUGAGCUUCAGCGUAAGAUCAUUGAGAACUUCCGGGCACUUCCAAAGAUUCGACUCAACGGAAAACCUCCGACCAAACGGGCGGCUGUUCUGAUCCCCCUCUGCUUGGUUGAUGGCCAAGUUAAUCUCCUCUAUACGCUUCGAUCGUCCAAACUCAGCCACCAUCGGGGGCAGGUUUCAUUUCCGGGAGGCAUUCGAGACCCCUCGGAUGACAGCUUCGAAUCGUGUGCGACCCGGGAGGCGGAAGAAGAAAUCGGAAUACCCAGAAGCCAGAUUCGGGUUUGGGGCUCCGGGCAGGAACUGGUGCCCAAUUAUGGUCCGGCGAUAACCCCCGUGGUGGGAACGAUCAACGAAUACCGGAAGGGGGCGUUGCGACCGAAUCCGGACGAGGUGCAAAAGGUGUUCACCGUUCCAGUUGAGCGGUUUCUGGUGCCGGAGAAUCGAAGGCAUACUCAAUUUCGAGCCGGCUACAGCGUGCCUGUUUAUUUGGGUGGCGAGGAAGUGGUCUGGGGUAUGACCGGAAUUAUUACCCAUCUGUUUUUGAUGGCUUUGCUGUCCAAGGAAGAGUAUCCGAGGAAAAUUCCUUAUCUGAAAAAGUACAGCAGUACCUGAAGAGGCGUUGAAGUUGUUAAACAAAGUUUGUUGAGUAAACAAAUUACAUUCUAGGUGCUUUGAAUAUAUAAUCAAUAUUUAACUGUAACUAGCGAAAAAAGUUAUUGAAAUAUACCAUUAUUUACACAA